Messenger RNA from Penaeus indicus, 3503 nucleotides. Its product is annotated as protein PRRC1-like. The transcript has 9 exons. Gene Ontology annotation, cellular component: cytoplasm. Lineage: Eukaryota; Metazoa; Arthropoda; Malacostraca; Decapoda; Penaeidae. Gene Ontology annotation, biological process: activation of protein kinase A activity. Gene Ontology annotation, molecular function: protein kinase A regulatory subunit binding. The record is from RefSeq and is a predicted model, not a curated record. The coding region runs from base 55 to 1413 and encodes 452 amino acids.
GUUUCCUGGGUGGCAAAGGGAGAAGCCGACCGUGUAGUUGGCGCUAGAAACGCUAUGAUGCAGGAAGACAGCAAUGGAGACUUUGAAAUUGUUGACAAGAAGAUGGCCACUCUGUUGACUUCAGAAGCUUCAAUGGGCAGCAGUUCAGUUCUUGCAAAUGUACCACCCCCAUCUGCCCUACCAUCCUUCAUAGCUUCUCCACGCCCACCUGCUCCUACAAGCCUCUCGUCUAGUGCAAUGCCUAAUCCACUUCCAGCUAAUCCACAGUCUGGCCCACCUCCCGGACCUACUCCGCAUCAGGCCUCCAUGUCUGUUCAGCCACCAAGCACAGUCCCAUAUUCCCUCAGUAAUACCACUGUAGUAGGGUCAUCCAUGGGUGCACCUAUUCCAUCCCCAGGGAAUGUGCUACCUUCCAAUGCAGGACCCAUGCCCCAGUACCCAGGAGCACCUGGCAGUGGUCCAACUCCUCCCCCAGCAGCAGUGCGUGGGCCAUCUCCUCCAGUAUCUAUGUCAGGUGGUUCAAUGCCACCUGGAGGCCAUCAGCUGGCUCCACCAGUGGCAAGUGCAGCACCGCCUGUUUCAUUCACAUCAUCAAGUUCCAACCCGCCCAUCACCAGUCAGCCAGUGGCUCCUGCUGUCCAAGGUAGUGUAGAUGCUUCUGCUGCAGUUGAUCUGGGUUCACCUGGUGUAGGAGGACCUGCAGGAAAUAAAGGCAGUUGGCUGGGGUGGAUCCGUGGCACCGUGUCCAAUGUCGGUCAUCGGGUGGCAGAGAAAGCCAAGAAUUCUAUGGACACCAUGAUCACUACUUUGGACCCACAGAUGAAGGAAUUCAUUCAUUCUGGUGGAGAUAUGGACAUCAUAGUAGCCUCAGACAAGGAAGUGAAAGUAGGAGCAGUGAGAGAGGCCUUCCAACAAACCUUUGGCAAGGCUACAGUAAGUGGUAUGCCAGCUUCUGUAGAGGGCAUAGCAAAUCAACCAGUUGGUUUCGAGGCUGCCCUCCAAUCUGCUGAGGGGCGAAUUAACUCUCUCAGAUCCUCAGGCAGAGUGCAUCCACAACAGCCUAUUGUUGCUGUAGAGAACUUCAUUGCUGAAUUUACUCCAGACUGCUGGUAUGAUCUUGGAGUAUUACUGCUUGAUGACCCUGGAGAAGAUAUUAUCCUGCAAACCUAUACCCAGGUAACUCCAAUUCCACCUGGCUUUGUUGAGCAAGCCCGUGCCACCACUGCCAAUGACUAUCCUUACAAAAACACCGGCUUUUCCACCACCAUUGGACAGAUUGCAAGCCAGAAUCUUCAGGUGCAUCACACACUCUGGCAGGAGAGUUUAAUUGGUGUGCCUCGGAGAGACAUGAUCAUCAUGGCCGCACGUGCUCUUGCAAGCCUUUACAAAGCCCGACUUCCACCAAACCAUUAACACACACCCAUCGUUAUCAACAUGAGUGGAUAUUGAUGGAGAAAAUUGCUUCAAGAAGCCUGCCUACUUUUGUUUUGGGUCUCCCCCCCCCCCCCCCUAUAGGUUUAAAAUAGGGUACUUAAGUAUGACACUACUUUGGCACUAGUACAUCUAGGGAAUUACAUUUUCAUUUGCAUAUUAUUCCUUGUAUCUUUCAUUGUUCAGUGCUUCUAUGAUUUCCCCCCCCCCCCCCCCAACUUUUCUGAAAUAGUGCAGUAUUGUUGCUAGAUUCUUUGAUAUUGCCAAAAAAUUAUUCAUGGUUUUGUUGUAAACAGUUGGUUGAUUCUGCCAAAUGUGCAAUUUUUCUUAUAUUAUAGUGUAUGUAGCUAAAGCAAGGCAUAACUGUGCUAUCAUAAGUAACUGUAUGCGCUAUGUGCAUAAGCUGGGAUUGGAAGUAUUUGUAAACAUUUCAUUAAACCCAAUGUAAAGAGAACUAAGAUUUCUGUACAACAGAUAUUAAUAUAUAUAAACAUAUGUUCAGAAAAUGCCAUUAAGUAUGUAAAGGCUGUUUGUGACCCUAUUUCUAAAAAAAUAAUGUGCAAGCAAAUUAGUUCAGUAUUUCAAGAAACCAGGGAAUCUCUCCUAAAAAAAUAUGAUUGCAUAUUAUAGUUGUUUUUUUAUAUACAUAUAUUUGGUAUUGAUAGAUACAAGUGCAGUUAUAUAGUAUCUGAAUACGAUAAUGUAGUGCUUCAGAAAUCACUUCAGGUUGUUUACAGUAAUUUUAUAGUCAUGACUGCAUUAUUUAGCCUGAGGUUCAUUGUUUUGCAUGAAAUGUUGAUUGUUCAUGAGCAUUAGGGAUAGAACUUUCAAUAUAUAUGUUGUUUUAUUUCUGGCACUGUAAAUAUACCUUUUUUUCAGUACCUCCGCUUUAUAUGAUUGGUGAUGAGAGAGUGUGGAGUAUACUUUACACCUAUUGGUUGAAAAAGAGAGAAUAAAAAAGUAAAUUGAAGAACUGUACGCAAAGCAUCAAAAGUUAUUGCACAGGGUUGAGGGUACUUUUUAUUAGCAAGUAAAUAUAUAUGAAACUAUGAAAUAAAAACAAAUACUAGACAGUGUUUUUUAUAGUUAAGACAUAACAUGAAAAGUGCCUUUAUCAAUUUUUAGUAUUUUAAAUGUAAGAUCUGCCAAGUGUAACAUACAAUAACAGUUCUCCUUAAUUAAGUGAUGUAUUCUGUCCUCCUCUUUUCAUAUCUCUCCCUCCCUCAAUAUUCUUUCUAAGGUUAUCUUAGGAGCUGUGUACUCUCAAGAUUUUUAAGCAAUCCUAUAUCGAUAGUAGCUAUUUCAAUACUUGUUGUGCUAAAACUAAAAUAAACCUCUUUAGAUGCAAAUAACCAUUUCCUCUGAUAAAAAUUGUGUAGCUGCUUUCUUUUUCAAUGUAGAAUAUUUGAAGAAAUAAUUUUCAUAGUCAGAUAAUUUCUGUUCUUUCUUUGUACAUAUGAAUAUUUUCUGUAUGUAGUGAAAUUUUAAAUAGUCAGCUUAAACUCUAAAUAUAGAUUAUUUUGACAAACUAAGAAACAGGUUGAUGAGCAAAUCCCUCUAUUUGUAUAAUAUAGCUUCUGGACUGAACUCUUUAUAAGCUAUGCAUCAUUUGCAAAUGGUUGAUGUGCAUAUUACCAUUAUAUUUUAAAAUAUCAAAGAACUUUAUAUAUUAUGGAAAUGCAAGAAGCAGUUUUGCCAGUUAAUUAGUAUUUCAUAUUUAGGUUGUUUUUAGUGUUGUUCAUAGUAUUUGUGCAUGUGUGUACACUAACAAACACUUAUACCUACUCAUACAAAACAAAUAUGAACAUACAAACAGGAUACAUUUAGAUUUCCAGUUCAUGAUAUUGUUAAUGCAUAUACACUUUGAGCAUAUGUGCCAGCUUCCAUAAAAAUAAAUAUUAGCAUACACAUACACAGACAUACCAUAUCUUAUUUUUAUGUGAAUUUUCAGUGUUGGAAGAGAAAACUUAACAUAUCUGGUAAUUGGUUAUUUAUUAUGUGGUUCCAUGGAAUCUUAGCUUUAUUAUAUUUUCACAUGAUAAUAAAAAGUAAAAAAUAAAAUACGAAUUUUC